Molecule: messenger RNA, 3117 nt
Organism: Drosophila mojavensis
Lineage: Eukaryota; Metazoa; Arthropoda; Insecta; Diptera; Drosophilidae
Exons: 3
Coding region: 1-3117 (1038 amino acids)
Molecular function (GO): nucleic acid binding
Source: RefSeq, a predicted model, not a curated record
AUGCUGUCAGACAAGGCCAUUGAAGUGCUGAAGAAGCAAUCAAACUUGUAUGACACCAUUUUAAAGGCCAUAGCUGAAAAGGAUGCGUUAGCAGUCGUGAACAAGUUGGCAGAAGAAUUCACUGCCAAUCACUCGACGCUAAUAAAACUCGGUAUCCCAAGCAAUCAUCCGUAUUUUACCCAGAAUAUAAACGAUGGAUUGAUGGAAAAAAUCAGGAUCUACAAAGAGAACCUGAUGAAGGUCGAAACUACCGACCCCGAUAUCGACGCCGAUAGACCAUCCACCAGCAUGAAUUGGCAAAUGCACUCGACUCAUCAAGAAACAGUGUUUUCACCCAGGAAGGCGAGCGCAACGGAUGUGAUGGUAGAACUUGUGGGUAAAAGAGCUCUAGUGUUAAAGCGGCACAUUGAAGAGGUGCAUGCCAAUCUAGAGUUCAGCAACCAGGAGGAAACUCUAGAUAGCAAAGAAACACUAGAGUUCCUCUGGAAUAAAGUCCAGUCUACGCUUACCGAUUUGGAGGUAAAAUAUGAUAUACCUUCCCAUGAAAUCGACGGCAUAGACGCAUUGGAGCUUAAAGUCCAUACAUUGUCGAAGAAACUUAACAGGAAGUUAAGUGUCUUUCACAGUAUGAAAGAAGACGUUCCAGAGAUGCCAAAAUCGGAUCUUCCUCAAUUUAAUGGAAGUCCCAAAGAGUGGCCAACGUUCUUCAACUUGUUCUCCGACAUGGUUCACAAAAGGAAGGAUAUCAGCGACACAAGGAAGCUGAACUACCUGAAAUCAUGCCUCAAAGGAGAUGCCCAAAUGGUAGUGAGCCAUUUGUUAAGUGGAUCAGCUGCUAGCUACAAUUCGGCGUGGGAACUUAUAUGUAAGCGCUAUGAAAAUAAGCGCAAGAUAUUCGCAAACGCCGUUAACCAGCUAGUGGACAUGGAACUGCUGGAAAACGAUGAUGAAAGCAGGAUCCGCCGAUUCUUGGAUACAGCAAAUGAGAAUAUUCACAUCGUUAAAGAAGUAGCCCAAAUUGGUAACGAUGCUGAUGUGCUAAUCGCUCAAAUUUUGCUAAGAAGGUUCUCAACUGAAGUCCUACAACUUUACGAGCAACAUGUAAAGAGGGCUAGAGAAAUUCAAUCCUUACAAAAUGUACUGGAGUUUGUUGAUCAACUAUACAAUUCAAUAGACGCAGUACAAAAAAGGGCCGCCCAGACGAUUACUGAAGCAAAGAAAACGAGCUACAAAAGAUGCCGUUUUUGCAAACUGGAUAGCCACGACAUAACAAGAUGCUCAAGAUUUAAAGCAGAGCCAGUUAAAAAACGCAAGGAGUUUGUAACCAAAAAUGCUCUAUGCUUUAAAUGCCUAGGAGCUCAUUGUAUAAAAGAUUGCAAAAGGGAUUUGGCAUGCAAGUAUUGCACCAAACCACACAACAAUUUGCUUCACGAGGAAGCGAACAAAAACGAGACCUUCAGCAGCAACUGUCUCAAAGAAAGCAACGGACAAGAUACGUUGCUGGCAACUGCGCUCAUACGGAUCAAAAAUAAGUCCGGAAAAUACGAGCAGCUAAGGGCCCUCAUCGAUGGAGGCUCUCAAAGAACGUUGAUAUCGGAAGAAGCCGCACAACAGCUAAAACUGCGCCGAAUCAAGAGGGACGUGGAAGUACAAGGAAUUUCGCAAAAUACUGAAAUUCUGAAAAACAGCGUCUGCUUGACAAUCAAGCCUAGAAUGUCAAGCAAAUUCGUAACUUCAACGCAGGCACUUGUUAUGCCAAAACUACAGAGAGCUCUACCGAGCAAGAAAAUUGACAUGGAUGUCAAUAAAGACUGGAUGGGCUGCGAGCUAGCGGACCCACACUUCAACGAGCCCAGCAGAAUCGAUGUUGUCAUCGGUGUUGAUUUGCUUCCCUUAAUAAUGUUGGGAAACGUUAAAAAAGUCAACGAAACACUGGGACAGAAAACUGAACUUGGAUGGAUUGUUUCUGGCAACAUAGCUAGAUCAUCAAACAACAAGGUGAUCAGCGCAACAACGACCAUACGCCUGGAUGACCUCGAACGCUUCUGGGAGCUUGAAAGUAACUCAAGCGAUUCGGAAGAAAACAAUGAUUGCGAGAAAGGAAACUCGCGCAAGCAAGCUAUGGCCAGACUAAUGCAAAUGGAGAAAAAAUUCAAAAAGCACCCACAAUUAUUCACAGAAUAUAAGGACUUCAUGGAGCAAUACCUGAAGCUAGGUCAUAUGGAACCUGUAGACACAAUUGGCAAAGGCAAAUACUAUAUGCCACAUCAAGCUGUAAUCAGACCAAACAGCCUUACUACUAAGUUAAGAGUAGUGUUCGACGCUUCAGCAAAAACCACUAAUGGAUUAAGUCUAAAUGAUGUGAUGCUAGUCGGGCCCAAAAUACAAAAGGAUAUCUUCGAUAUUUUAAUCAAAUGGCGACAAUGGAAGUAUGUGAUGACAGCCGACAUCGAGAAAAUGUACCGCCAGAUUAAGGUCGCCAAAGCUGAUCAGGAAUAUCAAUACAUCCUCUGGAGAGAUGACCCAAAAAUGCCAAUAAAAGAGUACAAGUUAACUACAGUGACAUACGGGACAUCGGCUGCACCUUUCUUAGCUGUUCGCUGUCUUCAGGAAUUAGCAAACCAACACUGCCAAGGAAACAAUCAGCUAAUGAGAACAAUAAAAGAAGACUUCUACAUGGACGACCUCAUUACUGGUGGCGACUCGAUAGAGGACUGCAUCAACACUCAAACAGCACUCUUGAGUGCCGCUAGAAUAUUGGACAAGGAACUGGUCGCAGCUAUAAAAGGAAAUAGCAGUAUCGCACCAGUGCUGGAACGAGAAGGCAUCAAAUGGCACUUCAUCCCGCCGGCAAGCCCCCACAUGGGAGGAAUAUGGGAAGCCGGAAUAAAAUCAGUAAAACACCACCUUAAGCGAGUCAUCGGCGAUAACAGCUUCACGUUUGAGGAGUUUUCGACACUGCUAUGCCAAAUUGAAGCAAUAGAUGGAGACACAUGCAACGAAUCAGAGCAGAAUUCUGGAGGAAAUGGAAAGAGGAAUACCUGGCGUCGUUGCAACAGCGAACCAAAUGGCGACAAGCAAAUGCAAACCUCACAGAAGGCCAACUUGUUCUAUUAA